Messenger RNA from Pararge aegeria (speckled wood butterfly), 2919 nucleotides. RefSeq names its product cytadherence high molecular weight protein 3-like. The record is from RefSeq and is a predicted model, not a curated record. The transcript is spliced from 4 exons. NCBI's taxonomy places the organism in Eukaryota, Metazoa, Arthropoda, Insecta, Lepidoptera, Nymphalidae. The coding region runs from base 244 to 2385 and encodes 713 amino acids.
UUUUAAAACACAUUUUUAGGAAGAUAUAUUAUUAAUCGUACGCGGUAACCGCUUGUUAUAAAUAAGUGGAUAAAAAUGGCGUUGCCACUAGAUGGACGUUUAAAUUUUUAGUUUAUUAAGUACUUAGUACUGAGAUCUAAAUCAGAACGUCUUAAUGCACUAAGAAAACAAUACGACUCGUUCCUGGAUGAAGACAAAAAGCGUAAAGAACGAAAUGAGUUCAUUUUGGGGAGACUUGAAAAAAUGCGCUUGUAUACCCCUGCUGUGGUACCAGUUCGCUAUAAUAUGGGAAAUCCACAAAUAAGUAAAUAUAAUUUUUUAACCCAAGAACGACCUGAGUAUCAUAGAAAAAUAAGAUUUGAUGACACUCCAAUAUUACCCUCAAGACAAAUAAGCGUACCAGCAGUCUGCGUAACAAAAGAUGAAGAAACAAUAUUGCAAGAGAUAAGUAAAAAAUACAUACUAAUUCCAAAACUUCGGUUUACAAGUGAAAAUAAUGUAAUGAUUCAUAAUCCAUCAAGUGCAAAUAAUGAUGCUGAUUGGAGGAAAAAAUAUAAUAUUUUGGAUGAGCUAAAGAAAAUUGAAAAAGAAGGGUCAUCAGAGAUUUCCAUGGAUCAGCCAGAUAAACCUUACGAUAAUUUCAAAAAUGAUCAUGAAUUUAAUAUAGCUGCUUCAAACAAUAUAAGAGAACAGCAAAAACAGAAUAUAAACAGAGAUCCCGUUCUUCAUACAUCGCAAAACGAUGAACAUGUGUCUAAAUUAAAAACAAAUAAGACCAAAACGGCACGAAUAGAUGAUCUUAAUUAUAAUGUUGACUGCAAACCGCUUUUAGAAAAUAAACAAACCAAAAUUUCUAACAUUGCAGCCAGUUCUGAUUAUGAAAAUGAAGUUGUAUGUGAACCCGAUUUGGAUAUUAACAUAGAACAAAAUCAUAUUACCGAUUCGAAUGAGCUCAGUAAAGAACUUUAUCCACAUGAAAAUGUAAUUAAAGCGGAACAAAAAAAUGAAAAUAUAAACAAAGACAAGUUACCCUAUAGUCAGGUUCAAAAUAUUCAAGAAAACGAAUUUAAAAUUUCAGACAACCUUGUUCCAAAAAAGAAAGAUAUAGAGAAUAUAAAAAGUGAAUUCGAUACUGAAAAUGAUACACCAGACUUAGAAAACUCUAAAAUUCAUGAUAGUAAUUUUGCGGUAGAAUUAAAUGAAAAAGGAAAUACUGAACAUAAUUUGAAUAAAGAUGAAAUAGUUGUACCCCCUGUCGAAACUGUCAAAAAUCAAGAACCAUAUUUAGUUGUUAGUCCAAAAGAACACGAUACAGAAAAUAUUCAACAACAACAAUAUGAACCGAAAGGUGAGACGUCAAACAUUAGUGACAAUAAUAUUCCUUCACAAAUAGAUGACUUCGAAGCAGAACAAAAAGAAAUGUUCUACUCAGAAGAAACUAAUUACAAUCAAAAUGUUGAUAGAGCAGGAAAUAAUACGCAAAAUGAGGAAUAUACAAAUGAACAAUAUUCUUAUUACAAUGAAUCUCAACAAGAUCAGCCUUAUUAUUCAGAAAUCAAUGAACACGAAGAGUCAACGGAACGUUAUGAUCCUAAUUACCAACCGCAGUAUGUUGGAAAUUACGAAGAAAAUGUUAAUGAUGCUCAUUAUGAUAACCAACAAUAUGAAGGAGAUAUAUUUGAAAAUCAACAAGACGUCACAAAUGUAAAUUAUGAACAACGGCCUGAUCAGCAAGAAGUAUUAAAUGUAAAUUAUGAACAACGGCCUGAUCAGCAAGAAGUAUUAAAUUUAAAUUAUGAACAACGGCCUGAUCAGCAAGAAGUAUUAAAUGUAAAUUAUGAACAACGGCCUGAUCAGCAAGAAGUAUUAAAUGUAAAUUAUGAACAACGGUCUGAUCAGCAAGAAGUAUUAAAUGUAAAUUAUGAACAACAGCCGGAUCAGCAAGAAGAAUUAAAUGUAAAUUAUGAACAACAGCCGGAUCAGCAAGGGUUAAAUGUAAAUUAUGAACCACAGCCAGAUCAGCAAGAAAUUUCAAAUGUAAAUUAUGAAGAAACGCCAGUUAAUUACGAAUAUGAAAACACUGGGCAUUUUGAUGAUUCGAAUCCAAGUCACGUUGAAGAUAAAAGUGUUUAUGAUGGUCAAGCGAGUCAACAGGUUAACUAUGAAAAUCAAAUAUAUGAUGAAGUGGGUGAGGUUGAACAUCCUAGGAAUCCCGACCAGAAUUUAUAUGAAAGUCAACAAAACUAUGAAGAACAAAAUACAGAACCAGAACAAAUACAAAAUUUUGAUCAACAACUAGAUGGAGAAGGUUUUACAGCAACUAAAAACACAAUUCCCGAUAAACCUGCUACUGAAUUAGAAAAUAUGAAUCAAAUAUUAAAGUAACUUAAACAACAAUCAACACUAACUCAUAAGCCUAAAAUUUGAGUUUUUGACUUUAUUUCACACUAACGGUCGAGUCUAAGUAAUUUCCUAUUCAAACUUUGUUCCGCUAUAAUCUACAUGGUUUAUUGAGAGUUUAGUCGCCCGCUUGUGCUUACUACCUUUACUUGGCUCCUAAGGAUCGUUACAUUUUAAUAAAAUAAAUUUAAAUAAGGUAAAUAGUUUAAAGCCUUAUUUUUUCAGUAAAAGAAUAAUUUUCAGCCUGAAAUAAUAGUAUUUGUUUAUUAUACCGUACCUCAAUACUAUGUAUGUAAUACAAAAAUGUUAAUCUGUAGUCGAUAUAAAGUCCGGAAUACAGAAUACUAUAUUGUUCCUAUGAUCCUAUCUCUUAUAAAUAACCGACAAGUAUAUAUCCAUGUUAUUAUGACGUAUAAUUUAGAGACAAUGAAAAAAAAUCAUGAGAUGGCCAAUAGCAUCAACAUUACAUAUGACCCUAAGUUAAAGCGGGUGAAACUGCGAGACAACAGACAUUUAUUA